AAGCCGCGUUUGGGCUUCAAGGGCAUCGCUUCAAGGGCAUCUCUGUCAAAGGCCGUGUAGUCGGUCUCUCCAAAUGGAGCAUCUCCGCGAGUGCAUCUAUCGCCUUCCGAUCUGCGGCGGCUUUUGUGCUCCAACCAGCCGCUCGGAUCGCUGCGCGCCGGGAGGGCCACCGCAAAAUGGGCCACGAAGAAGCCCUGAGAAGUCCUGCCUGCGGCACUUCUCCAACGAGUACACCCUGCCGGCCAGCCAGCACUUCAUGAAGCUGAGCCCUUGCAUCGAGACCAACAUCUGCUGCCGAACCUUGGGGUCGAUGGGAGUCAGCUGCGGCCGCAGGCAUCGAAGGCCCUUGAUGCUGUGCUCCUGCGGUGUGUCCUUUAUUGCGAUGCUUCUGAACUCGGUGGCCCUUUUGGCAAUCUCGAGCAAUCCUGCAGUGGUAAAGGCGACAGCAUGGUCAGUAGGCAUCAUGGCCUACGAGGGCAAUCUGUCCUUCCAGGUCAAUGGCACCACAGUUCAGCCAGCGACGGCCAGAGUGGAUGCUUGGGUCGGCCUCACGGGCCGAGUUGAGGAGCUGGAUUGCAGCGCUUCUAACGACCCAGCCAAGUGCGCGCAGCGUUUUCAGGGUGGCGGCCUCUUGCUGGGGGAGAUGGAGGAGCUGGAGCCAGGACGCUUUCAGCGUUUCGUGACCUUCGAUGACCCCGAUGCGUGCUGGCAGAACUUUGCCAUUCCCGACGUGGGCACUUUGGGCAAUGCGGUGGAAGGCCUGUCUGGAGGCGCGAUUCCCUCAUCUGCCGAGAUGUGUGAGAGCUGCCAUGAAUCGGCCAGUUCCACGUUCUCUCUCAUCAUCAUGGCAAUUGUGACGCAGGUCCCCCAAAUGGCGACCAACCUGCAACGAGCAACCGCCUUUGGUGACGUGAACUGUCAGGCCACUUUUGGUGUCGUCACCUCAGUCAUGGGGGCGUUCAGUACCCUGUCCAGCUUGAUGACCUUCCGCUACGUUUGCUGGCAAUCCUUUCCAAGCAUCUCCAGUGACGACAACUCGGUGUUCGACUUUCGUUGGGGUGCUGGUCCGGGCUUUGCCUGCAUGGUGCUGGCCACUCUGCUGAAGUUCUGGGACGCCUUUGCCCACUUCUUGGUGCCCGCCCCUCGCGCGCGGAGCAAACCGGCGGAGCAAACCGGGGAUUUGUACGACUACCUGAUCCGCAGCGAGCUGUAUGAGUCGGCGGUGGCGCCAACGCCAUGAAUCUGAGCGAGCCAUAGAGAAAGCGGCGGCUGACUCAUUGACACGCCGAAUUAUGACAUGGAACACCCAUGAAGAUCCCUUCGGGUUCUGUAGGAUGUCCAGCUUGAGCGGUAUAGGGAUUCGCGGCUUGCCCAGAUUCGUGAAUCGAUCUCGGGCCACUGGACGUCGCAUGUCCGUUUCAGAGGCUUUUGCUUGGCUUGAUGGCGGCAGCGUCCAGCGGUGACAGUGUUGUUUCUCGUACUCGACGGGUUUGUCACAAAGCCAAAGAAGCCGAAAAGGGCCAAUUUGGGUUUUGAAGCCUGAAGGGGCCUUGGAAAUUUUAUGGUUGCUAGCUGGACAGCUUUUGCUUCAGAUCAGCUGAUCCCUUGUCCAUCCUGCCAGUGUUGUUUGGUG
Messenger RNA from Effrenium voratum, 1633 nucleotides. Lineage: Eukaryota; Dinophyceae; Suessiales; Symbiodiniaceae. The record is from the annotation of a GenBank genome assembly.